Molecule: messenger RNA, 1181 nt
Organism: Erythranthe guttata (spotted monkey flower)
Lineage: Eukaryota; Viridiplantae; Streptophyta; Magnoliopsida; Lamiales; Phrymaceae
Gene: INDH
Product: INDH1(iron-sulfur protein required for NADH dehydrogenase)
Biological process (GO): iron-sulfur cluster assembly; mitochondrial respiratory chain complex I assembly
Cellular component (GO): mitochondrion
Molecular function (GO): ATP-dependent FeS chaperone activity; ATP binding; 4 iron, 4 sulfur cluster binding
Source: RefSeq, a predicted model, not a curated record
GUUGAUGAAAUCAAUCCAUAGCCCAGAACCAGGACUGAAAAUCCAAAGCCCAAAACUCCAAAUGUUGGAUCACAAAUCCAUGGGGGCAAAUCGAGUUCCAAAAAAUUCUUCAAUUCAGCUCCGCAAUCGAACAAAAUUGAUCACUCGGCUCUUCGUUUUCUUCGAAAUCGGUAAGAGAUUCAGAAUCAAAUGAAGCAGCUUCAGCUUCUGAGACAUUGUACUGUAGGAGGGAUUAGGGGUUUCGCUGCGCAGAGUGGAAAGGGAUCAAAUGUACAGAGUUUGAAGAUUGAAGGGAUUACGGACAUCAUAGCUGUUGCUUCCGGCAAAGGUGGUGUUGGCAAGUCUACUACAGCUGUUAAUUUGGCGGUUUCACUUGCAAAUAAGUGCAAGCUUAAAGUUGGGCUUCUCGAUGCGGAUGUUUAUGGGCCGUCGAUUCCAAUGAUGAUGAAACUCCAUGGAAAGCCUGAAGUGAGUGCAGAUAAGAAAAUGAUCCCUAUCGAGAACUAUGGCGUCAAAUGCAUGUCAAUUGGAUCUCUUGUGGCAGAGGGGGAUGCACUUGUCUGGAGAGGUCCGAUGGUAAUGAAAGCACUUGAACAGAUGACAAGAGGAGUUCAUUGGGGAACACUAGAUAUACUUGUCGUGGACAUGCCACCUGGCACCGGUGACGCUCAGAUUUCCAUCUCCCAGAGAUUGCAAUUGUCAGGAGCACUAAUCGUUUCAACUCCUCAAGAUGUAGCAUUAAUGGAUGCUCGAAGAGGUGUUAAAAUGUUCGCCCAAGUUAAUGUGCCGAUAUUAGGAAUACUGGAGAAUAUGAGCUAUUUUAAAUGUCCGAAAUGUACCGAGCCUUACUACAUUUUCGGAAAAGGUGGAGCUCAAAGAACUGCUGAUGAAAUGGAUAUGGAGUUUCUUGGCGAGGUACCGUUGGAAACGGGGAUCAGAAGUGGUUCUGAUGAAGGUGUCCCUGUUGUGAUAUCCGAUCCCGAUUCUUUUGUAUCACGGGCCUACGCUGAUGUGGCACAAAAGAUCGUCAGAAAACUCGAACUAACCAGACGACAAAACUUAGGGCCUGAAAUAAACCUGUGAAAAACCGAGUGGGGUAAAUGGAUUAUGUAGACAAAUUUUGAUCUUGUAUGAACUAUAUAUUCCAAUAAUCUAGUUUCUUGAUUUUUUUUUUAAAUUAA